Fragaria vesca subsp. vesca is the source of this 1726-nucleotide messenger RNA. RefSeq lists its product as uncharacterized. The record is from RefSeq and is a predicted model, not a curated record. Bases 62 to 1345 code for a protein of 427 amino acids. Gene Ontology annotation, biological process: root hair cell development. NCBI's taxonomy places the organism in Eukaryota, Viridiplantae, Streptophyta, Magnoliopsida, Rosales, Rosaceae. The transcript has 2 exons. Gene Ontology annotation, molecular function: glycosyltransferase activity.
UCUGUCUCAAGUCUCUAGUUUGUAGCAGAACAGAAUAGCUGAGAGAGAAGAAGUGGUAGCAAUGAUGGGGGUAAGCCGGAGACAAAACGUCCAGUCUCGGGUGGGAAUUGCAAUAGCCAUUGGAGUCAUUCUGGGUUGUGUUUUCGCCUUGUGCUUCCCUAAUGGCUUCAUCUCCAUUUCCAAUCCCGCCCCUAUUCUCAAUCGCCGCUUCGCCAAAUCCAUUGCCCAGGUUGGUUCUACCCUGUGUGAAUCAUCUGAACGGCUCAACAUGCUGAAAUCGGAGUUUGUUGCGGCGUCAGAGGAGAAUUCCGAGUUGAAAAAGAAGGUUAGGGAACUGACAGAGAAGUUUCGGUUGGCUGAACAAAGGAAAGAUCAGGCUGAAAAGCAAGUUCUUGUCUUGGGUGAUCAGAAGAAAGCUGGGCCUUUUGGUACUGUCAAAGGCUUAAGAACCAACCCCUCUGUUGUUCCUGAUGAAUCUGUGAAUCCAAGAUUGGCAAAGGUUUUGGAGAAAGUUGCUGUCAAUAAAGAGAUCAUAGUUGCUCUUGCAAACUCAAAUGUGAAGGAGAUGUUGGAGGUAUGGUUCACUAAUAUUAAAAGAGUGGGCAUACCCAAUUAUCUGGUUGUUGCUUUGGAUGAAGAAAUUGCCAGAUACUGUGAAGCAAAUAAUGUGCCAGUAUAUAAGAGAGACCCAGAUAAAGGCAUUGAUUCUGUUGCCAGAACGGGGGGGAACCAUGCUGUCUCUGGUUUGAAAUUUCAUAUCUUGAGGGAGUUUUUGCAGCUGGGAUAUAGUGUCCUUCUGUCAGAUGUUGAUAUUGUGUACCUGCAAAACCCUUUUAACCAUCUCUAUCGUGAUUCCGAUGUGGAGUCCAUGACGGAUGGACAUAAUAAUAAUACUGCUUAUGGCUUCAAUGAUGUCUUUGAUGAACCAAAGAUGGGUUGGGCUCGAUAUGCUCAUACAAUGCGUAUGUGGGUUUAUAACUCUGGCUUCUUCUACAUUCGACCAACAAUUCCUUCAAUUGAACUGUUGGAUCGGGUGGCUGGUCGGCUUUCUAAGCAGCCAAACUCUUGGGACCAGGCAGUUUUCAAUGAGGAACUCUUUUUCCCUUCUCAUCCUGGGUAUGAUGGCCUUCAUGCGUCGAGGAGAACUAUGGAUUUCUAUCUCUUUAUGAAUAGCAAGGUCCUGUUUAAGACUGUGAGGAAAGAUGAUAAUCUAAGCAAGUUGAAGCCGGUAAUUGUUCAUGUCAAUUACCAUCCUGAUAAACUUCCACGCAUGCUAGCAGUUGUGGAAUUUUACGUUAACGGGAAGCAGGAUGCCCUGAAAUCUUUUCCUGAUGGCUCAGAGUAGUAAAGAUUCUUCUGAUUAUACAUUCAGGCAUUGGCCAAAAGACAACAUCAUACAUUCUGGCAUUUUGAUGCUAUGUGUUCCAAAGAAUUUUAAGGUAACUGUUUCAACAGCAUACAUGGACAAUCAACUCUUAAAGAAUUGUAAGGAAUGUUCUGAGACCAUAUCUGAUACGCCUUGUCUGGAUUUUGUUAAAUUUUGUUGCUUCUCUACCACUUUAACUAUACCUCUGUGCUGUUGCAUGAUUAUAGGUGCAUUUUACUUUUAUCAAGCUAUAUAAGUGACUUGUUUGCUUUCUAUCAUUGAUCAAUGUAAUUAGAAAUAGAACAUCUUGCUUUCACUUUCUUAUCCACUCAUCACUUGUAUCAAAGUUUGCAGUUGUUG